UGCAUAAAGUUGAGUUUUCUUGAUUGAUCACUACAUACUAAAUCUAAAGGAAGAUAUUAUUGCAACAAAUUACAACUCUAUGGUCAAACAAUGUUGAUGUGAUCUUUUUUCCAUAUAAAAUGGAUGAUCAAAUUGACUCAUAUUCUCCUAAUACAUCGGUACAAUGUCGAAUAUGUCACGAUGAAGAUGAAGACUUAAACAUGGAUACACCUUGUUCUUGUUGUGGUACCUUGAAGUAUGCACAUCGAAUAUGUGUUCAAAGAUGGUGCAAUGAGAAAGGUGAUACUACUUGUGAGAUUUGCCAACAGCAACUUAAAGGCUACACUGCUCCUCCACCAGCUCCUUUAUUCCGCUAUGGGGGCAACUGGGAAAUUCCAAAUAUCGGUCUUAAUAAUCAUCGAUUCAUAGCACUGUUUCCUACUAAUCAUGAAUUCCUAGACCUUGACUUUGAAUAUUCUGCACCCUCUACAAGGAGCCUAAUGUUCUUCCGCAUUGUUACUGUUAUUUUUGUUGUUCUGCUUGUUUUACGUCAUACACUACCAAUCAUACUCAUGCUCAAUGGAGUAGGAGAGUAUUCUCUGACAGUGUUUAUGUUGCUAGUGUGGGGAAUCGUUGGAUUAAUUAUACCAGUGUAUAUGAUGGUCAAAGCUCUUAGCGCUAUCCAAGUCCAACAACUUCAACACCAGGAUCAUAAUUCCUUUGUGCAAUCACGUGAGGAAAAUGACAUGGGGCAGUCUCAAUUGCGUGCCAUCCAUAUUCAGUGAUUCCACGGUCUACUUCAGAUGAAAAGAUCGCAAUGAUGUUAAAAAAAAUCAGAUCAUAAAAGACCUGAAUUGAUGAAGAUAUUGAUGUAGCUCCUAGUUUGAAAAUGAGAAUCAAUGUGACUAGACGUUAUUGUUCAUUAUAAUGCAUAGUUUCUUCUUCUAUUAAGCUCUAGCAAAUUAUCCUUCAAUGUAAUCUUUAAUUUAAUCCUCAAAUUUAUAAUUGGAUUAAUUCACUAGUCAGCGUG
This is a messenger RNA of Medicago truncatula (barrel medic), 1009 nucleotides long. RefSeq lists its product as uncharacterized. Gene Ontology annotation, cellular component: membrane. Gene Ontology annotation, biological process: protein ubiquitination. Gene Ontology annotation, molecular function: zinc ion binding; ubiquitin-protein transferase activity. The transcript is spliced from 7 exons. The record is from RefSeq and is a predicted model, not a curated record. Bases 120 to 764 code for a protein of 214 amino acids. Lineage: Eukaryota; Viridiplantae; Streptophyta; Magnoliopsida; Fabales; Fabaceae.